CCCUACAGAAUGGCACGACCUAAGGAAACGUAUUGGUACGCAUGAUGUGCGGUGUUUGGUUUGGGUGUUUUGUUUCCGGGGUUUGCAGUCUGGUAACCUGGGCCAGCGUAGUCACCGGAGCCGCCUACACAAGUUGCUAGGGCGGAGGAACUCCCGCUAUGGAGGGGACCUGACACCCACAGAACGUCCCCAACAAUCUAGGAGGGCCACAGAUUAAAACAUGUUGAUCGUCCAAAGAUGAAAGAAGCUUAAAAACUGAUUGAGGACUUCCAAACCACCCAUCAGCCAUGAAUGAGGUGGAUGAACAGGGGUGGGGGCAUGUCCACCACGCUGCCUUUAACGGCUACGUAAAGUCGGUGGAACGUUUUGUCACCGCGAUGGAGGACCAGUUGGAGUUUACGACGCAGGAUAACCUGCACUCCACGCCGCUGCUCUGUGCCACCAUGUCUGGAAACAUCGAGAUGAUACAGAAACUCUUGGACCUCGGUGCACAGAUAGACUACAAGGAUAACAGGAACCAUGGUGUGGUGGAAAUCGCUGCUACCAAGAACUUUGUGGAAACGCUGGAAUUUUUCAUCAAGCUGGACAACCCAAAACUGCCGGUCUGGAAAAACCUCAUCAAGUUUCUGUCAUCAUCAGAGGAUGAAGAAGCAGAGGCGGCUGGGAAGGUCUUGAGAAUCCUGACGACUGCAACGCAAGACGGACCCAGCCCCAACCUCGAACCGUUCGUGGACUCUGACGGCGUGCUCGCAAUCGUCAAGGUGAUUACAGGCUUCGUCGGAGAGGAGGCCAAGAUUCAGGCUUUCAACGUCCUGGUGAACAUCAUCGAGAACGAUCGGGUAAAGCAGCAGGUAUUGAAGGGAGGGGGCAUCCCGCCUUCUGUUAAACUCUUAAAGACUGAAAACAAAGGGUUGCUCUUUCCCCUGCUUAUUGUGCUCAAGGAGCUGUGUAAGGAAAAGCAGUACGCGGACCCAGUUGUUGCAAACGGUGCCAUCCCGGCGAUCGUCAAAGUGUGCCAAACGGUCAACGACAAUGACGUUUUCGUCCAGGCGAUCGACGCGUUGGGAAACAUUGCGGAGUCGGAUCCCGACCAUCGAACGACCGUAGGCGGCACUCCAGGACUCUUCUCCACCCUCGUAAACCUGUUUGAAGACUGUACGUCAAAAGCCUUGGUCCUCUCGCUGACCAUGGCAAUUGGUAAGAUGGUCAGAGGGGACAAGAACAACCAGGAGAGGUACGUCAACGAGUACGGGGCUUCUCCGCUCAUCAUGCUGGUGAGGGUUAGAAACAAGGACAUACAACUCAGUGCCAUCGAAGCCUUGUACUGCUUAGCUGACGGUAAUGACUUUGCCCAGAAGGCUAUCCUAGAGGAGGGAGCGGUCAUGCCACUGAUACAGCUUCUAAAAAGGACACGGGCGCCGGAUGUUCAAGAGAUGUCCGCCAUGGCUUUGUGGGCUCUCGCGGGGGAUGAUCUGAAUGAGAGACGAUCGAUGGCGGGGAUGAUGGGCGUUCCGCUUCUGAUCGAGUUCGUCACGUCGUUGUCGGAAACGCUCCACUACAUCGGCGCGGAGGGCCUGGCAGUGCUCGCGCAGGGCCCGCACAGCAAAGCGACGCUGAUCGGUCACGCGAACGGCGUCCAGCCACUGGUCAGGCUGCUGAAGUCGGACAAGGAGUACAUCGUUGCGUGCGCGAUGAACGCUAUCCGCCAUCUUUGCGUGGGGACGGGCUACGUGCCUCACCCGAAGAACCAGGCGACGGUCCAGCAGGCGAGAGGCAUCAAGUCCCUCAUCGCGCUGAUGGUCAACUCCAGGAACGAACUCAUCCAGGUGCAGGCAGCCUUGACUCUGGCAUGUGCUGCUUUAGCGAACAAAGAAAACGAAGAGCACAUCGCAGAGAACCUGGACUUCAGCUUCAUCCACAUCCUGCGGCUGCUGUACUCGGAGAACGAGCAGGUAAAACUGCUGGCGGGAGAAGCUCUGGCGGCGUUCGCCUUCAACAACGUGGCUCAGCAGCGGGAGAUCGCGGAGUCUGGCGGGGUGCGCAUGCACAACUUCCUCACCUUCCUGGAGUCGAAGGACGAGUACUGCCGGUGCUCGGGGGCAUUCCAGAUCGUGGUCCUGGCGAGAAUCGUACCAGAUGAAGACCAGGCGUCCUCCUCUGCCAUCGGUAUCAAGCUGCUGGUGGACCUGCUGGAGUUCUCCCAGAAGGAACAGAUCCAGGCUCUCACAUGCGAUUGUCUCGCAAGACUGGCUCAUACCAGAGCAGGAGUUCCGGCGGCCAUAGUGUCCAUCAACGGUGUGGAGCUGCUGUGUCGUCUGAUGAUGUCACAGACCGAGCAGGUUCGGUACUGUGCUGCCGUCGCGCUGGGAUAUCUCACCUUUGACCACACGGCAGAAAGGCAGCUGCUAAGAAGAUGUCGAGAGCAGCCUUACCUGGUGAAGGUUCUUCUGUACCACACCAGAUAUGGGAAGAUAUCACCUUCCUUCCUGGAGGGGUGGAACCACUGCAAGCGCAUCGGACUUCCCCCGAUACCAGAAAAGCCAAAGUUCAUCACAGCCAAAGACAGUAUAACUUACCUGUCAAGUAUCAAGGAGCAGCCGCCACAUGCCCGUCCCCUGACCAUCCUGAGCAUGGGCGCCGACACUGCGACGGGAGAGACGGCCACGACCAGCCGCCACCACAGCUCCCCGCUGGGCCUGUUCCGUGACGACCGCACGGCCACCAACGUCACCGGUCGGUCCUCCCGCGUCUCACGGGCCACCGCGACCUUUCCACAGAACACGCCGCGCUCCGAGGCCGACAUCACGCCCGCCGAGACGCCGAAGAACGAGGACGCGCCCAUGGCAGUGCAGGAUGGGUAAUCUCCAAGCAGAUGUUGGGGGAGAAAAUCAUGCUAAAUUUUUUUUUUUCUGGCUGCCCGGUCUUCUCUGACCCUCGGCCACAACU
This is a messenger RNA of Branchiostoma belcheri (Belcher's lancelet), 2946 nucleotides long. Its product is annotated as ankyrin and armadillo repeat-containing protein-like. The transcript is spliced from 10 exons. NCBI's taxonomy places the organism in Eukaryota, Metazoa, Chordata, Leptocardii, Amphioxiformes, Branchiostomatidae. The coding region runs from base 288 to 2861 and encodes 857 amino acids. The record is from RefSeq and is a predicted model, not a curated record. Gene Ontology annotation, molecular function: protein binding.